Messenger RNA from Pelodiscus sinensis (Chinese soft-shelled turtle), 1991 nucleotides. RefSeq names its product ubiquitin conjugating enzyme E2 A (gene UBE2A). The record is from RefSeq and is a predicted model, not a curated record. Lineage: Eukaryota; Metazoa; Chordata; Testudines; Trionychidae.
CUGUUCCGCGGCAGUGGUCUCGCCCGGCAGCACAGACGCAGCAGUAGGUCGUAGGUGUUGCCUCAGCCUUCCCCCCCGCGUCCCCGGCACAGUGGUAGAUGCCGGUUUCGCUUGUCGGCAGCCUCCGCCGCCUCAGUCGGAUCCAGCCGCUGUUGCCGCGGUGUGUCCGGGCGCCUCGUCCGUCUCUCCCUCCUCGGGCUAGUGUAUGAGUGACUUGUAACCUCGCGUCCGCCAUGUCCACUCCGGCCCGGAGGCGCCUCAUGCGGGACUUCAAGAGGUUGCAGGAGGAUCCCCCGGCCGGGGUGAGCGGGGCCCCUUCGGAGAACAACAUCAUGGUGUGGAACGCGGUCAUCUUCGGACCUGAGGGGACCCCAUUUGAAGAUGGAACAUUCAAACUUACAAUAGAAUUCACAGAAGAAUAUCCAAAUAAACCACCCACUGUUAGAUUUGUCUCUAAAAUGUUUCAUCCAAAUGUUUACGCAGAUGGUAGUAUAUGUCUGGAUAUUCUUCAGAAUCGUUGGAGUCCAACCUACGAUGUGUCCUCCAUCUUAACAUCCAUACAGUCUCUGUUGGAUGAGCCGAAUCCCAACAGUCCAGCAAACAGCCAGGCAGCUCAGCUAUACCAAGAGAAUAAGCGGGAAUAUGAAAAACGGGUUUCUGCAAUAGUAGAACAGAGUUGGCGUGAUUGUUGACCCUGGAUGAUGCAAAUGAACACUCUGGUGAUGAGGAAAAUAUAUAUGAAGUGUCUGAGUCAUCUUCCUCCUAGCAUCGUUGCAUUUACUUUGAGAGCAAAAUAGCUGUUGUGCUGUUGCCACCCUCCCUUGCUGAAGCUUCCCUUCCUUGGACAUCAGAAAGCACCCAUUUUGAAGUCAAAUGUACUGUACUUGGGUUACUUGCAAAAGAAUUACUGAUGCUGAAAUCAUUUUCUGUGGUCCCUCUUCUCCAGUCUUAGGGCAGUAUUGUGCAUUUCUGUAGUGUACACUAAGCUUUUAAUUGUAAUUGUGUUAUACACAGUGACGCUUAUGUGUAGCUUGAUAAAAGGGAUGUUUAUAUACGUAUAUACAUUUUUAAGUGAUAUUACUAGAGUGCUGAUCUGUCCAGGCUGGUCACUUGCCUCUACUGUUGGUUUUAGACCCCACUGCAUUUGUAAGUACUGCAUGAAAAGUUAAUUUUCCCAUUUUACAGGGGUGUUGUGUUUAUAAAUACAAACCCACCUUAUUCCACUCUAACUAAUCUGAAAACAUGGGGGAAGGGGUGCUGGGUACUUUAUUUCAAAUGCAAGUUGGCAUAUGAUUACUAUUAUGGGACUUCAGACUAGUUAGGGUGAUAUGCUAAUAACCUCCUUUUUAUUUACAAAAAUAGGAUUUUAAAAAAUGCCUUUGAUAUUGAUGAAAAAUAGGUUGCUGUAGUCUUAUCAAUGAGGUACUGACUAGAUAGACCCAGGCUGAGCUGUUGUACUUAAGACUUUGAACUCUAUUUUGAGUGGGGGGGGGGGGAAACUGAGGUAGGAAAACUACUUCAAAGCUGGGAUCAUGUUCAUUAAUACUUGAUUCCCUUUAGCAACUGCAACAGUUAAAACAUCUCCUGAAUACAACUUCUAUUUUGGAAAGUGAGUUAAGAUUUGUAAGAUGGGACACUUGAGCCUGUGCUGUUCUUGCUAUUUGUAAAUUACUGGGGGAUAUUGGGUGGGUGUGUGCAUGCAACAGCUACCUGUUUGUUUUACUUUCAUGAAAUUGGAUGGAAAUGAUCCUUCCAAGUUUGGAAAGAAGUCCAAACGCAAUAUCUCUUGCCAAGACUAAGUUUAUACAUUUUUGGAAGCAGUAACUUUUUAAACAGCAGUGGGGAAUGAGACCUAUAACUGUGGUGUCCACUGUCCCAGUGUCUUAUGUGCACAUUGGUCUGUUGAAGUAUAACUUUGCACAAGUAACCCAUGUAAGAAACUGUACAUUUUUUUCAAAACUUGUAAAUAAAAGUGUAACCUUAUAUCCUUA